UUAAUAAACACAAAUUAUUGUUUAUUACUAGUUAAAGUAUCGGUCAAAACCGACCAUGGUUUACUUACACUUUCCUUCAAAUUUAACAGAGGAAGAAUUGAUGCUACAAGCAAAAUACCAGAAGCUGAAAAAGAAGAAAAAAGCUUUGCAGGCAUUAAAAGCACCUAAACAAGAGCCUGAGAAGCCUGUGUUGCCGAAACGGCCUACAGAAGCUCGUGACGCACGUGAAAUUGCAAGGAAACUGAUCAAAAGUGGAGCCAUUCAGGCUAUAAAGAGUCCACCUCCACAACCUCAAAAUGCAACAUUCAAGCGCCCACGAGCCGGACGAGAGCGCAAACUCAGUGGAUCUGCUAGCGCAGCUGGUGGUGUAGCCUCUUAUCAACCAUUUAGUGCUUCUCAAGAACCCCCUCCUCCUGAAGAGAAAGCAGCCCCUCGAGUGAAAUAUUUGUACGAUUCAUUUGUGACAGCCAGAGAAAAGGAAGAGCAGGCAAGUAAAACUCCUCGCAGCCAUGGCAAUAAUAGUGACAGUCCUGCUCCUGCAGGGCUCAAAAACUGCACAUUGCAAGUCACGGGGGCCCGGAUUACUGAAGAAGUCAUGAGGCGUCGCUUGGCUACAUUUGAGCCAUUCACAUACACACAGGAAGGAGAUGAAGAGAAAGUUUUCUUAACAUUUGAAACUAUAGAGAUAGCAGGGCAUGCUCAAACAGCUUUAGAAGGGACUGAGGAAGGUUGGAGAGUAGUCCCAGCUCGCAGGCCGCCUCAAACUGGAGGCUGGACCCCCGCUGCAUCUCCCCGCAACCCACCACCACCCAAGGACAUGAAGCGCACAUUACUGACUUAUGAUGACAUUUUUGAUUGAAUAAAAUACUUCGAGUUUCUA
Ostrinia nubilalis (European corn borer) is the source of this 880-nucleotide messenger RNA. RefSeq names its product negative elongation factor E (gene Nelf-E). The coding region runs from base 56 to 859 and encodes 267 amino acids. Gene Ontology annotation, cellular component: NELF complex. The record is from RefSeq and is a predicted model, not a curated record. Gene Ontology annotation, biological process: negative regulation of transcription elongation by RNA polymerase II. The transcript is spliced from 4 exons. NCBI's taxonomy places the organism in Eukaryota, Metazoa, Arthropoda, Insecta, Lepidoptera, Crambidae.